AUGAAAUCGUUCACAUUUGUAAUCCUGAGUGUUAUCGUUGCCUUCUUUGCAAUGUCACCUCUGAAUCCAAUCAAUGCUCAACUGAGCACCACGACCACGACCACUUCGACCUCGAGCUUAUCUGCCACCUUAACCACCACCACGACUCCCAUAGUCACGACCAGUCCACAAACGAGCACCGCCACCGCCACCACCGACACCUUCAGUGUAAAUCCAACCACGUUCACGCGAACUGCCCCAACUUCUACCACAACUGUCAGCCCCUCUUCCUCCUCCUCGAAUGCAGCCCCCACGUUAUACGUUCAAGGCUUUGGGGCUGCCAUGGCUGGCGUCGCCGCUGUAAUCAACUUUAUAAACUGA
Molecule: messenger RNA, 360 nt
Organism: Acaulospora colombiana
Lineage: Eukaryota; Fungi; Glomeromycota; Glomeromycetes; Diversisporales; Acaulosporaceae
Source: the annotation of a GenBank genome assembly